Mercurialis annua (annual mercury) is the source of this 1388-nucleotide messenger RNA. RefSeq lists its product as uncharacterized. The record is from RefSeq and is a predicted model, not a curated record. The transcript has 2 exons. Bases 172 to 1230 code for a protein of 352 amino acids. Lineage: Eukaryota; Viridiplantae; Streptophyta; Magnoliopsida; Malpighiales; Euphorbiaceae.
UCUUCCUGUAGUGUUGAAUCGCGUCCCAUUUUAGAUGUCUUGGUCAAUAGUCAUCUUCGGCGUCGAUGGCUUCCUUUGGAGGAUCCUCCUCGAGGCUUGGCGGAUCUUUGCUACUCUUUUGUUCAAGGUAUAUUAGUUUGCUUAAGUUCUUUUUAAUGUUUCUUUUGUAGGAUGUCUUCUUCUUCUGACGAUUUCCUUUCCGGAUUUCAAGUAGAUUUGGACGUUCCGAUGGGUGGUCCUGACGUUCCUCUUGCCAACAUUAUUCCUGGCGACAUUGACGUGGAUGGGGCUCCUGUUGAUAUUCCCAUAGCUCCUGCCGAGAUAGCGUUGCCUGAGAUUAUUAUUGUAGAUGAUGAUGAUGAAUCGGCUGAUCCAGUAGGUGACGAGGCGGUUCCGUCACUACUUCCCCCUCUAGCAUCAUCUAUCGUCUCGGGGGGAGUUGGGGGUGUGGCCUCAGAGGGGCCUGUUGUUGCUGAUUCGGGAGAGAUUUCUCUAGGUCGAGACCCGGAUUCUCCGUCUAGAAAAAGACGUCGAGUUGGCGAUGGUUCUCCAACGAGGGAGAGUUUUCCUGGAAGCUCUUCUUCUGCUCCAGACUUGGUUCAGUGGGUCGAAGGUCAGGAUCCUGCCAGUUUGCUGAAUCCGAGAGUGCUAGCGGAAUAUAUCCGGACUUUGGCGAUUCCUGCUGAUGUCACGUGGUUUUGUGGUAGGCCGGGUCAAGAGCUUUCCGAUCUGGCUUGUUUUCAUGGUUUCUCUGCUCUUCAAUCUGUUUUGGUAUUGAACGACCGCCGACAGUGUGCCGAGGAGGAGGUCGAGCGUCUGUCUUCUCUUUUGGCGACUUCCGAGUCUGAAAGGGCGAAAUUGAAGGCCUCUUUGGAAGAGCAUGAUUCUCUCCUGGCGCAGCUCAAGGCGCAGGAUGCGAUUAAUGAUCGCCAGGUGAAAGUGAUCGAGAAAAAGACCGAUGACUUGACUCAAGAGAUUGAGGAGCUCAUUCGGAUCAAUUCCCUUGUUGGUGGGGAGAGGGACAAUCUAAGAUCGGAGGUUGAGGGUCUUCACAUCCGUCUGCUAGAUACGAAGGCUUUCUACUCUGCUUUGAUAAGCGAGUAUCGCCUUGCGAUUGGGAGGAAGCUUCUAGAGCAGAAUCCUAAUAUUGAUCUUUCUGGGGUUAACGGGUUGGAUCCCCAGGCCAUCGCCCGUGAUCUCCUCGCCAAGAUGUCUAAAGACCGCGUCUAGUAGUUUUUCUUUUGAUUGUAUUUGCUGAUGUAUUGAUUUUGCUUUUUGUAAUUCACAAUUUAUGAAUAUAUUUUCUAUGUUUCUUCGAAAUGUGCUUUCGCCUUAUUUUUAUGUACUUGAUUUGCCUCGAGGGUUAUUCUAAACCCUGUUCUUUGCUU